Messenger RNA from Magallana angulata, 4516 nucleotides. Its product is annotated as protein MTSS 1-like. Lineage: Eukaryota; Metazoa; Mollusca; Bivalvia; Ostreida; Ostreidae. The record is from RefSeq and is a predicted model, not a curated record. Bases 317 to 3100 code for a protein of 927 amino acids. Gene Ontology annotation, molecular function: phospholipid binding; actin binding. The transcript has 18 exons. Gene Ontology annotation, cellular component: cytoplasmic side of plasma membrane; actin cytoskeleton. Gene Ontology annotation, biological process: cell projection assembly; plasma membrane organization.
GUUUCGUUCUCAAUGCAUCUAUGCAGUCUAUGGUAGCAUGGACGUUACACAUGAGGACAAGUGGAUAACCAAACACACAAAAUAUGGAUUAUUUUAGUGGAAAACUCUGCGGAAAUAAGAUUUGAAGUCUGUUUAUUCUAAAUAUAGGUAAAUUGUAGACAAAGGGACGCUGUAUUUAUGGAAAAGUGUUCCAGACGUGGCGGUAUCUGUGAAUUUGAAAUCAGCAUUGUUUUUAUCGAAAGUCUCUUCUGAAAAGCAGUUUCAUUUCACUUGUCGCCUGCAAGCCGAUUGAUUUUUGUGGGUUGUCGAAGACAAAAUGGAAGGUGGAAUCGAAAAAGAUUGUACAGCACUAGGUGGGCUGUUUCAGACUAUCAUAACUGAUAUGAGGGCCAGUUCUGUGGUUUGGGAAGAUUUUACCAGUAAAGCAGCCAAACUUCACACAUCUCUCAAAGCCACACUGGCUGCCAUUGGAGGGUUCCUGGAAGCGUUUCAGAAAGUUGCCGACAUGGCAACAGGGUCGAGAGGUGCUACAAAGGAAAUUGGUUCAGCUCUUACAAGACUUUGUAUGAGACACAAGAGUAUAGAAGCUAAGCUGAAGGCGUUAACAGGGUCCAUAAUUGAUAAUCUAGUCAAUCCAGUUCAGGAACACAGUGAAGAAUGGAAAAAAUCAGUUGCCCAAUUAGAUAAAGAACAUGCUAAAGAGUACAAAAAAGCACGUCAGGAGAUCAAGAAGGCAGCUUCAGACACAAUGAGGCUACAGAAAAAGGUCAAGAAAGGAAAGAAUGAGAUGCAGCUAAAGCUGGACAAUGCCAUGGAAGAUGUUAACAACAAAUACCUGGCACUAGAAAUGGCAGAAAAGAACGCCGUACGCACAGCCCUUAUUGAAGAACGCAGUCGCUUCUGUUUUUUCAUUAGCUACUUGAGGCCCUUUGUUGACCAUGAGGUGAGUUUGCUGACAGAGAUCACACACCUACAGGAGAUCAUGGAGCACCUGUGUAUGCAGUGUAAUGACCCCCACACCCUGCCCCCGGCCAGCGAACAGGUCAUCAUGGAUGUAAAGGGAUUUGAUAGCAGUAGUGUGUGGAACUUCUCACAACAUUCACCCCCGAGCUCUCCGAGUUCAAUAGGAUCGCGUAAAUCCAGCAUGUGCAGCAUCAAUAGUAUUACCUCUUCCUCCAGUGGUUCCAUCAAAUCACACUCUCCCAGUCACCUCAAUCAUCUCAGAAACUCGGCUCAGCUGCUCCCCAGAUUUCGAUUAACAAUACCAAUGGGUACAGCACGAUUAACGAGCGUUUCUUCCCAGGACUCCGGAUUUACAUCACAAGAUACCCUGUUUCUGCGACCUGCUACUCCCACGUCAUUAAAAAUUCGCCAAAAGGAUGCAGAUCAGUUAAGUACAGAUAAUGCUGAUGCAGACUCCCAGUCAUCAACGCCCUCGGACAACACACCGUCUGCUAGCUCCACGUGGACCAACUGGCCAAACCCACCCAACACCAACUCAAAGGCAGAGGACAACAGACCACACACAAUAUCUUCUGCUUAUGAAAAGACUCACAACAGACCAGCCCUGUCUGCCAGUCUCUUUGAACCACCCUCAGAAAUGGCAGAAGAGGAAGACGUUCAGAUGAGGAACAAGAAAAAAGAGAGGUCAAAUUCCUCAUCCAGUUCUGGGUCGGGACACUAUGCCCGACCACAGUCUGCUACCAUCAACAAAAUGCAGCCAGUGUUGCCACCCCUUGCCCCGAAACCAAAGUCCAAGGCAGUGCCACCACCCAAAGUCCCAACACUAGGAGAGGCACCUGCCUAUGUGAACAUGAGUGAUCUCGCAAACAUGGCUGCCAACAAGCGAAGGGAGUCGGAGACUGAUUUAAGUCCACAGCCCGGGUCUACGGAGCUCCCCGAGGACCUGGUGGAAGCAAUGCAACAGUUAGAUAGUGCUACCGCUGCCUUAAACAGCGAGUACGAACAAGAGGAAGAGAAGCACCAAGCCAAGAUGAAAAGAAACACAAUGGAACUAGCGAAGGCAAUACAGGAGCUUGAAGCCAGCACGGCGGCGCUCCAGUCCACUUAUGAUGGAGACAGCAGCACUAGUCAGCACUCCCUGCAGUGUUCCAGUGGUUACGGUACCAUGAACAACACACCAGCUCAUUCACAGGACACAAUAGCCAUGGGAGGAAGUCUCAAGAGACGUUAUGUGCAGACUCUCAGCAUGUCACCUGCUUCAAAAAAGUCUUAUUUUGAUCAUAAUACUUCAGAAUGCAUAUCUGGCAAUGAAAAAUAUUUCACCAUCCCUCGUAAUUCAGAAAUAGGGAAUAUGUUCAGAGCUGAAAUGCAGGCUAAGCGGCCGGCCUCCACUGCAGGUAUCCCUGUGUCCAGACAGACAGGUGCCCCUAUCACACGCCGCAGUUCCAUGAACACUCCAAAGCCACCGCCCCCUGUCAGACGCUCCUCCUCUAUCACCACAGCAAAUCCACAAACUCUACAGCGACUCAGAAACACUCCCCCUAGACAACUUCAGUCAACUUCUCAUGGUCAGGAUUCGGACCCAAAUCGUACAUCGCUACAUCGCAGAAGUAACAGUUCAGGGGGAGAACCAGCAUACGCUGAAUUACAAACAAUUCAAAUGAGUAUUCAUGCUCGGCAACAGUUACAGUACCAACCUGAGGCCAGUCCAUACGCUUCAGUUGACACACAGCAGAUAGCUUACUCAGCCCCUCCAACUCCCUCCCAGUAUGGGAAUAGAUCUAUGCCACCAAGUGGACAUUAUCAGCCCUCCAGUGUUAAUCAGGCAGAACUAAUGCAGAAGCUGAAUGCCCAGUUCUCAGCACUGAAUGCUCCCUAUCAUCAGGCGGAUGAUAGUCUCCCCCCGCCCCCACCAGAACUAGUCCAGGUAGACCCCGAGUUACCUCCCCCUCCCUCAGCAGCAGAACUGGAGGAGAUGGAGAAAGUGUACAGCACCCCUGCUGUACAGCGACCUCCCCCAGUAAACCCUAAACCAGCUCACCCAGGGGCAGAUCCCAGUAGACUAAGGGCUUCGUUAGUGUCAGAACUAAAAGGAUUACGUAAAGUUUCUAACAGUGAAAAUGAUUCCGAGUGCUGACAGAUACCAAAGGAAAGUUGGAAACAGGCACUCUAAUGAUAUUGAAGACAACAAAAGACAAAUGAUUUAUUCUAUGAUUGUUAUUUUAUGAACAGAUCAUGUAAACAGGACAUGUAAUGUUCUUAAACAGACACUCUUAUUUUACGUGUAUUAACUGCUGUAAGUAAUUUGCCAUUGUAAACAUCAUCACUGUUUUUUUUAGUCUGUUUUUAACUUAUUUUUAAUAAAGUAGUAUUUGACUUGGGAUAAAGUCAUUGUGAUAUGAAGGCAAUUAUUAAUCAUUUUUGUUUUUCAUUUCCAUUUUAGGUACUUGUAUGUUUUGUUUGUUUACUGUGGUGCAAUUACUGACUAAACAUAGCUUUUUCAAAACACACCAUUUUGAUUUGCAUAAUAUAUAAUUUUCGUUAUUACGUUUUUACAAACAUAAAAUGUUAAGAUGUUCUUGUAAUAAGCAAGCUUUAUUAACUUGCAGACUUAACAAAACUUUCCUUAGUUUCAGCUGAUUUCCUACUAAAAAAUAACUUGUGACAUUUGUGUUGAAGGUAAAGUUUGCCUAUCCCUGCAUUUAUUAACUAUUAACGUCAUAUUCAGUAAGAAUAGUUUGUCUUCUUCACGUUUUCUUGUGUGCCAACAAUUGUACAUUAAUGCCAUUGGUUUUGUAUAUUCAUUGAUCUUCCAGAACAAUCUCAUCAUGUUAUAUAUUAGCAUCAGGGAAAACUGUUGAAAUUACUGAUCACAUAAAGAGAGGGUGUACAGGGAUGCGGUGUGUGAGUUUUGUUUGUGUGACGUGAAUGUGUGGUCAAUCAUUUCAUCCCAGAAUAGACAAAUCCUCACACUUCAUGGUUCAACAAUACAUAGUGCAAUUUUCAUGUAGUGCAAGUCUUAUUUAGUAUUCAUUUUACCGUGUGCUAUUGUUUGUAAUUUUUUUUAAUCUAGUUUUAUCCAACACAGUACAGCAGCUUUCUCUGUUAUAAGAGUUGUAUGCACACCAUCAACAUCACUUUACAUUGUGUUUUAAUUUUCAAUACUUACUUAGACUUGUCAAUCUUGUACAUGUAUAACGUAAUAAGAAUGAAGAUACAAAUGUAAAGCUUGCCACCAAGUGUCGUAUUAAUCUUUACAACUUCCUCUGCAAGACAAUAUUCAUUAUAUAUGAAUCUUCAUUGGAAGCAAUAAUUUGAAGGAUUAAUCCUGAUGAUAGCAAUAAAACAGAAAGUAAGCAGAUUACCACUUGUAUCAAUGUUAUUAUAAUCAGUUUGUUAAAUUCUGUCAUAUUUACUAUUUUUACAAACAGGUGGUACUGAUUAUAUUGCUAGUAGCUUGUGAUGUCAUGUUGUCGGUAAAUGUUGAUAACAGUUAGGACAAUUCUUGAUAUGUUGUGCAUAUAAAAUGCUGGAAUAAAAAAAAAUGUGUAAA